CCGGAAGUGCCGCCCCAGCCGUCGGUCGCCCGCCCGCCCUUGGGCGCCGCCGGGCCCUAAAAACACCCGUAAGCCUCGGCUCGGCCUCACGUCCUGCCGGCGCCCGGCCCGGCCCUGCCCCUUAGGUGACCGAGGAGCAAGGGCUGCGGUUCGGCAGCCCAGCUUGUGACAGGAGAGGAGGAGGAGGAGCAGGCGAGAGGAGGGCAAGAGGAGGAGGCGGGAGGUGGAGAGACAGGGAGAGGGAGAGGUAGCCUCCCCAGCCCGAGCCGCCGGGGGUUCGUAUUAGCCUGGGGAAGGGGCUCGGGCCCACCUGAGGGAGAGCCGGGAGGGAGGCGGGGGCGGGGGUCCGAGCAGGUGCGGCGGCCGGGCCCCGGAAGGGCGCGGGGGCGAGCGCGGGCCGGGCGGGGACGGCCCUGCCUGAGGAGGUAGACUGAGCCCCGGGAGCCCCGCGGCGGGCCGAGCAGAGCCCCCGGGGCCGCGCCGUGCCCCGCCCCGCCGGGCGCCAGGUGACCCGGGCAGGCCUCACCUGCUCCCAGGGCAGGGCCGGGUAGGAGCCCUGACCGCACCCCCUCCCCCCCUCCCCGGGGCUCGUAGCUAGAAAGGUCCGUAGGCGGGGGGAGUCGGGGAGCGAGCAGCCGAGGCCCGGCCCGGUCCGGGGAUGCCAGCCCCCGGCCCGGCCCGAGAGGCGACGGCGGGCGGGGGCUUUCGGGGGCGGCUGCUUCGCCGGACCACGAGGCUGGCAGGCUUUUUUGGGUGUUUUUGGACAGGAAGCAAAUAGAAAUUGGGCAACUUGGAGCUUCUCGAGGGAGCUGUCUGUGUGAAGUGCCCUUAUUAUGCAGUUAUCGAAGACUUAGGCUUGGGGAAUUUUCCUUUUUUUAAAUUUUUUUGCUACUGCUUGUGUACCCCUGUGUGUUGUAUUGGGGAUCCCCCCCCCCCCAAAAAAGGGUAAAAUGAUGUUGUCCGAGCAAGCCCAGAAGUGGUUUCCAACUCACGUGCAGGUCACCGUGCUUCAAGCCAAAGAUCUGAAGCCAAAAGGCAAAAGUGGCACCAAUGACACAUACACUAUCAUCCAACUGGGCAAGGAAAAAUACUCCACCUCUGUAGCAGAGAAAACUCUUGAUCCAGUUUGGAAAGAAGAGGCUUCUUUUGAGCUACCUGGAUUGCUAAUGCAGGGGAAUCCAGAGAAAUACAUUCUUUUCCUGGUAGUCAUGCACAGGUCUUUGGUGGGUCUGGAUAAAUUUUUGGGGCAGGUGGCAAUCAAUCUCAAUGACAUCUUUGAGGACAAACAGAGAAGGAAAACAGAGUGGUUUAGAUUAGAAUCCAAACAAGGGAAAAGAGCCAAAGACAGAGGAGAAAUAAAGGUCAACAUUCAGUUUAUGAGGAAUAAUAUGACAGCCAGUAUGUUUGACCUAUCAAUGAAGGACAAAACAAGAUCUCCUUUUGCAAAACUAAAAGAUAAAAUGAAAGGUAGAAAGAAUGAUGGGACGUUUUCUGAUACAUCUUCAGCGAUCAUUCCAAGUACUCAUAUACCUGAUGCUAACACUGAACUUUCAAGUAGUGAACUACAGAUGAAAUCCAAACCAAAAAAGCCUUUUCUUUUGGGACCUCAGCGACUCUCUUCAGCUCAUUCAAUGUCCGAUUUAACUGCAUCACAUGUUUCUUCAGAGAAAUUGAAGACUAGUACUAUUGGUCAAACACAUCUUUUCAGGCGCCAGUUAGAGUCUUUUGACUCUGUUGAGGAAAGUGGAAGUCUCAAAUCUCCACACAGAAGAACAUUAAGUGCUGAUACUUCUAAAAUCAACCAACCUGACAGCAUAGUUGAUGAAGGUGAAUCGUCUUUUGGAACACAAAAUGACCCAUUUACAAAUGUGACUGCUUCAUUACCCCAAAAAUUUGCAACACUGCCAAGAAAGAAAAAUCCAUUUGAAGAAAGCAGUGAAUCAUGGGAUAGUGGUGUGAAUGUAUUUUCAAAAUCAGUUGAAGUCAAAAAAGAAAAUAAAAGAGAGAAAAGGGAGAAAGUUAGUCUUUUUGAAAGAGUGACUGGGAAAAAAGAUAGCAGGAGGUCUGACAAACUUAGCAAUGGGGGAUCGGACAGUUCUUGUGACUUGAAAUCACCUAAUGCAUUUGGUGAAAAUCGCCAGGAUUAUUUUGAUUAUGAUUCUACAAACCCGUUUACAACAAACUUCAGGACUACAAACAUGAUGCCAUCUUCUAGUUUUCCUAUGAAACCGACAAGCAGUGAAGAUCUCAGGAAAAUACUGGAUAGCAAUCCUUUUGAUGCCACUGCAGGGUAUCGAAGUCUUACCUAUGAAGAAGUAAUACAAGAACUGGUGAAACACAAAGAACUACUUAAAAGGAAAGAUACCCAUAUCCGUGAACUUGAGGACUACAUUGACAAUCUUCUUGUAAGAGUAAUGGAAGAAACUCCAAGUAUUCUCAGAGUGCCGUAUGAACCUUCCAGAAAAGCUGGCAAAUUUUCUAAGAGUAAAUAAGCCAGUAAUACUGCAUUUCGUAUUUUUAAAAUGCUAGUGGAAGACACUGCACAAUAGGUCUAAAUUUUGUUAUUUUUGUUCCUCUUAAGUUCUCAGAAAUUGUUUUAAACUUAAUAGUGGGGAUUGCUAAAAAAAGUGACCUCUAAAGUGAUCUAAAUAAUAUAAAAUUUUAAAGUAAAAAAGACUAGCAUCUCUAGGGCAUGUAACUUUUCCUUGGGUGUAAAUUAUGUCUCCUCAGCUCACUACCCUACUUCCUGAUUAAUCUGUUGGUGCAGACAUUUACCUUAGUAACAUUCACCUUCCAAAAAGCCUAUCUAUUGCUAAGAUUUUUCAUCAUUCAGCUCCUGCCUUCUGAAAUGUAAUAUAUUUUUUGAUUUCUCAAAAAUCAGCUUGAGGAUAAUAUUUAGCCACAGAACUACUUAUUACAUAUAUGCCCAGAUAAGUAUUUUUCAUUCAUAAUUGGUACCUUUUAAGGUUGAAUUCCCACGUCCUUCAUUUUAACAUGUGAAUGUGUUAUAUUUAUUGGUGCAAAACAAAAAUCAGUUCUUAUUAGUAUUACUAUUUAUGCAGAGACUGUUUUGAAUCAGUCCUAAACAUCUGAUACUUUGUUUGAAAGUGAACUGAAAUGUAAUGUAAUAUUCUAAAAUCCAAUUCUAUUGGAAGAAAUGACCCCAAAGUGGUAGAGUGUCAUACUUAUGUAAUAUUGAGAAUAUUUUAGGAUAUUUCAACUUCAAGAUGUUAGAUUAUUUGUUGGAACUCAUUUUUUUAUCCUAAAAUUUGAGUUUUGUGUGGAAACUAUAAAGUUGGUAAUAAACUAAUAAAAUAUGUAGGUUUCGGGGGGUUGGUAAAGAUAUUGCAUGUUUUAAAGAUGAGGAUAAGUUGUUCAGAAGAAAAAUGUCUAAUGUCAAAGAAAUUUGGAGAAAGAGGAAAGAUAUGUGAAUAAUUCAAAAUAAUGGGACAUAAGAUGUUUAGAAAUUAGCAUAAAAUGGGCAGUGUUUGUAAUAAUAUUGAUAAAAGCAAAAUAUACUUUAAAAAUUAAGAGUUUCAGGUUAUGGAAUUUUUAAACUUUAAACCCAAAAAAAGACCAGAUUAAAGGACUGUGAGUUUUUAGUGCACGUCUUUACUCAAAGAAUAAUGUAUAUUUACAUUUCUUGAAGCUUCAAUUAGGGAUCUGAUUUAUCUUUUUUUUCUGGUAAAGUGUUCAUCCCUCUAGAAAGCACGCUUAGUUACUUUUAUAGGGCAUCUUUAGAUAUUGUUGUAAAAUGCAUGUGAAAUUAUCCCAUCAUUUCAGAUGGAAAUGUAGUGGUGAAAGAUAAAGUUUUUGUUUUGUUUUUAAACCUACCAUUCAAUUUAUAGAAAUCAUUAUAAUGAUAAGCUAAGAAAGAAGCUUUGUCUUCCUAAUGUUAUGAAGUUAAGUUCGUUUCAAUUUGGGGUAUGUAAACUUUCUAUACCCUUUUGUCCCUGUUCUUUAAUGAACUUUUUAAUUUUUGUGACACUUAUAGCUCAACUUCACUAAAAUAUAUAUGAUAAAAGAGCAAGAUAAAGGAUUUCUUUUUAAAACACAGUAUUUAGAAUUACCUUUUUGAUCAUUUUAACAUUUGGGGUCAGAAAAUAUCGAGUGUACUUAUCCAAAGGAUCUGGCCCUUUAUUCACAGUAUUUACUUGUUUCUCCUAAGAGAGCAUCAUUUAAAAAUUCUGAAGUAAUUUUCCUAAGUAGUAUGUAGUUCAUUUUCUAAAAUUAGAAAAGUGGGAAAUGGAAAAUUGAUCUUGCCCAAUUUUUCCCCCAACUUACUGUUUAGAGUUUAGAAUCCAAGGUGACUAUACUUCAAAUAUCAAUAUGUGGGUUUUUUUUUUAAUUUGAGGUCUUGAGACAAAUAUUUUUUAAUCUGGUGCCAAAGGUUAUGGUUUUUAUCGUUAUGAUUUACUUAGGUUUUUAAAAAAAAAAAUAAAACAUUUACUAAAUCUUUUUUUUUAAGAUCAAAAUAUAGCGUUGGUGGUUGUUCAUUUUUGCCACAAGGAUUCUUGGAUAUUUUAGUAUACUUUGGCCAAAUAUGCUUUUAUAUAAUCAAUUAAUGUUUAUUUUGCCAUGAGUACCCAUAUAUCUUAUGUCAUAAGUAUGACACAAUCAAAUCUACUUUAAAGGAGAGGAUAUUUCUCUGCAUAAAGAAUCAAGAAUCAAUAUUUUUACCUUUGUAAGCCAAAAUGAGUAUUAUAUUAAAAUUGAUUUUAAUUGCACUUAUUAUGACCUGAAACUAUUUAAAUUAUUGGGUUACUAUCACUUGCAUGACUUAGAGCUGAAUGCUAUUUUCAUUAUAAUUACAUUACAAAUCAAUGUAAGUAAAAGCAGGGAAAAAAAAAUUACUCUUGAAAUUUUGUUUACAAGUGAAAGUGUCUUUAAUCUGUCCUUGGUUGAAAGUAGAAACAAAACUCUUCAAUUUCUAGAAUUGCAAAAAGGCAGAAAAUAAUAUCUUAGGUUGUAUUUUUGAAGUAUAACUUUAUAAUUAUUCAAAUUACAAAAGAUUUGAUCAUGCAUUUUUCUUUUUUUUUUGGUGAGGCAGUUGGGGUUAAGUGACUUGUCCAGGGUCACAGAGCUAGUAAGUGUUAAGUGUCUGAGGCCGGAUUUGAACUCAGGUCCUCCUGACUCCAGGGCCGGUGCUCUAUCCACCGCACCACCUAGCUGCCCCUUGAUCAUGCAUUUUUAAGUGAGUAGUUUGGAAAUGAGGGUAACCAUUAAUGAAUUUGUUAAUAGAAAGUAUGAUACUUAUAAACACAUUUUUCCUCUGUGCUGAAAUACAUCUAUAUACUUAAAAGUAUUUUGUUGAUCUUUUAAUCAUAAAAUAAUUUAUACAUUUUGAAACCUGUUAUUAGCUGAUAAACUUAUAAUAUUGUAUACAUUUAAAAGUUUUUUAUUUUAUAAAAUCACUUCUAUGUAUGCAGAUUUCAUUUCAGUAUUAAUUCCAAUUUCGUGAUAAUAAUGUUGGAAAUACUUGUUGAUAGUUAAUUCUUUUAACUUUACUUUGUGGGACAAAUACCAGGGUCAUGUCCUAGAGUAGUAAAUAAAAUGAUAACAUUACCCAUUCAUAAAGAAUGUAUAACAUUUAGAUAUUACUUUUUGCUGCUAUAUUUUGUAUGGAUCAUUUUUUGUCACCUUUGCAUGCAUGAAUGUAGCAUUAUCCAUAGAUUAGCCAUAACUACAUCUAUUGCUUUUGGCAGGAAAUCAAGAUCUAAUUGUAGUUUUCCAGCCAUGAAAGUGUUGCCUUGUUCUUAAGAUUUCAUGAAUGGAAACCUAAGCAAAACUAAGCCCAUCAGUGAACAACUUAUUUUCUUCACAUGUGCUUCCCCUACCCCCAACUUCCUCAAAGGGGGGGUGGGGUUUUUUUUUGACUAGGAGAAUCUUAAAAAAUAAGAACUGCUUUCUUUAAUAUAUCUACAGUAAAUGUUGUACCAGAGGUUUUAUUUUCUUCUAUAGCUUUUAAGAAAGAGCCUAUCUUGGAUUUGUAAAUCACACUCAAACUUUUUGAUGUUCAUAUACUCAUACAUCUUGUAGAUAUGGUAGGCGUAAGUUUUGUGUGUUAAAAUGAACUUUAAAAGCAUGUUGAUUCACUUACUCUCUUUGAAGUAAGAGGUGAAGGAUUAUGGCAUUGCUAGUUCAUGAUACUAGAUUUAAAGGUCUGUCAGCACUUCCACUGUAAACUCCAUUUUAAUGGAUUUAUAACUUUAAUAAUCCAGAUGUAAUCAUUGGAAGUAUUUAAUAUGCAAUAGAUAGCACCUUAACUAAUCUGCAUAUGAAGGGUUUUCAGAUGCAUUUAUUAAGAAGUGUAGAAGCUCUUCAAGCAUUAAACAAGAGUUGACAUUUAUUUCAUUUAUUUUCUAUGUCAAAGAAUCCACUCUUAUGUGGAAUUGAAAUCUGUUACAAAUAAUAUAUUUGGGCUUAUUCAUGUUAGAAGCUUCCAGAUGUUUUGUAUUUUGAAGUAUGAAAAAUUGCUGCAGAUCCUAGAAUGUGUAUAUUUAGCAGGUAUGCAAAAGAUAUAAACAUUAUUUAUAACAGAAGAGUACAUACUUGUCUUAUUAAAAAUACUGUAGUAACUUGUACACGUUUUUGAAGGUACAAAACUCACAAGUAUAUUUAAAUAUUGUAUAAUGUGACACCUAAUUUAUGUAAUCUGAUGCAUGAAGAAUCAGAAUUUUUAUAUUGCAUACAAUAAGUAUUGAUUUAUUAUAGUUGAUUAAAGUGUAUAAUCUUAAUAUAAUCAUCUAUAAUUUUAUUUAAUUGCAUGUCUAAAAUAUUAAUAAAUUUCCAAAGUACAUCACAGUAGCUUUUUUCUUUUAGUUUAAUAUAUACAUUAGUUAUGUUUCUUAUUCAUUAUGUUUGUAUAGAGUUUUAAUUUGAUCUCUUCUGUAAGAAUGAGUAUAAAUAUGAAAGCAUUUGAAAAGGAUUUAAGAGAACAAGUAAAUCAUUCACCUACAUAUCUCCUUUGCAGUAUGUACAUGAACCUUUAGACACUUCUGUUUGGAUAAAACAUCAAAUUUUUCAUCCUACACUAGUAUGGAAGUACAGAUUAAACAAAUUUAUGAAUGUUAUUCAAACACAAUAGUUAAAAAAUUAAAUUCACAGAACUUAAAGUACUGUAUUUUGCAUAUUUCAUAGGAUCAUAGAUUUAGAAUAGUAUAGGACCUUAGAGACCAUAGAGUCCAACCCCCUGGAAAAACUUAGAAAACUGAGGCUAAGAAAUAUUAAGUGACUUGCCAUAAUCAUGUAAAUGAUCACAAGUGUUUAAGGUAGGAUUUGAACUUAGGUCUUCUUGACUCCAAGCCUAGCACUCUGUCUAUUAUACUAUUACCAGUUAUCUCUAAGCUAGAAAAAUUAGGUUGUGAUUGAAUGUACUUUGAAUAGUUUAACUGAAAAGAUUUGAAAAGUUGUCAGUUAUAAUACCUUGCAUUUUAUAUAGCAAGUUGCAAUUUAGUGUUCCAGUGUAUAUGGAAUACUAAAAUACUUAAAUCUUGAAAAAAACCUAGUUUUCAUUGGCUCCAUCAAAAAAAGUAAUAGAGGCACACUACCAAGUUAGUUUUUCAACAUUUAGAAGAUGAAAGCAAACACAGUAAUUAGAGAUUUUUCAGUGGAAAAUUAUGUAGAAAGAGAUAAUAGGGGAUCAUUGACCCCUCCCCCCAUGAAAAAAUGUACUGGUUCCCCUUUUACAAUUUUAUUAUUCCUAUUAUUGUUGAGGCCAUCAUCUUCCUCCCAGUCAUCCAGGCUUGUAACCUAGAUGUCACCCUCAAAUCCUCACUUUCAUACCUCCCCCAUAUCCAGUGAGUUGCCAAGUGCUAUAGAUUCUGUCUUUCUAACAUUUCUCAUAGUCACUCACUUUUUUCUUCUGACACUGCCACUAUACUGGUGCAGGCCUCCAUCACUUCAUUAUAAGAUGACUGCAAUAGCCCUUUUCACACUCCAGUCUCUCAUCCACUCAGUUUUCAAGGUACAGAUCUGACCAUGCCACCCCCUUAUUCAGUGGCCCUCUGUCACCUCCAGUAUCAAAUGUAAAAAUCUUUUGACUUUUAAAGCCCUUCAUAACGCAGUCCCUUCCUAUUUUUCAAGUGUUCUUAUAUCUUACUCCCCUCCAAUAACUUUGCUAUCCAGUGACACUGAUCUUAUUGCUGUUCUCACAUAAGGCACUCCCAUCUCCCAGUCCCACCUAUUUUCUCUAGCUCCCCAUUCCUUGAGUGCUCUCCCUCAUCUCCAUUCCCUGGCUUCCUUCUGGCUGAAAUUCUUCCUCGUGUCAUUCCUUUGAUGUAAUUUAUCCAUCUAUAUCUAAUCUAUACAUAGUUUUUUUCAUGUUGUUUCCCAAUGAGAAUGUGAAUACUCAGAGCAGGGAUUGUCUUUUGCUUUUUUAUAUACCCAGUGCUUACUUAGCAUGGUUCAUGGUACAUAGGUGCUUAAUAAAUGACUAUUCAAUAUUGUCUGUUGAAUAUUUCAUAAAAUAAAUUCAUUGACUGAAGCUUGGAAAUCUUUUGUGUUAUUCAGAG
Molecule: messenger RNA, 8513 nt
Organism: Dromiciops gliroides (monito del monte)
Lineage: Eukaryota; Metazoa; Chordata; Mammalia; Microbiotheria; Microbiotheriidae
Gene: RAB11FIP2
Product: RAB11 family interacting protein 2
Exons: 5
Coding region: 951-2492 (513 amino acids)
Biological process (GO): regulated exocytosis
Cellular component (GO): endosome; phagocytic cup
Molecular function (GO): small GTPase binding
Source: RefSeq, a predicted model, not a curated record